Molecule: messenger RNA, 361 nt
Organism: Medioppia subpectinata
Lineage: Eukaryota; Metazoa; Arthropoda; Arachnida; Sarcoptiformes; Oppiidae
Source: the annotation of a GenBank genome assembly
AUAAAUUCAUUUUAGUUUAAUUAUAUAUCGAUUUUAAUGGCAAAAACUAUUAUGUUUUAUUAAUGUGUUAAAUAGGAUUCAUACGAGUGUAUUACUGAUUGAGGCGCUGCUGUUCGGUCUGUUUGUUGUGGCGGUGCUCACGGAUCAGUUUCAGGCGAUUUGCGCCAAUGAGACGGCGAUUGAUAGGUAUUUGUCUCAACACUCGUCCAAAGCAAACAAAGCCCAGAAUAAGACGAAACCGAAGACCAGAAAAUUGUUGACAGAGGUGUGCGGAAAGGGUCCUAUGAUUUGGUGGCUCUUUCCCUGCGAUUUCAAUCGCAGACAUCAUAAAACAGAUAAUACUUCGCAUUUCAUUGUAUAG